CAAGCAUCCAGGGAUAACCAGAGAGAUGUAGCUCAUAUCAUGCAUUACUAGGAUGACAGCAAAGAUAUUAUUAGCUGAAAAUCUGCUCUCACAGUACAAGACCAAUGGUGCCCUGGCUGACAGAAGAAAUUCUCUACAGUACAAAAUGGUAUCAGUACCCCUUUUACCAGUGGUGUUCCUGAUGGCUUUGCCCCACAAUGAUGAUGAUGAUUAUAUAGCUACCAUUUGCUGAAUACUCCAAGCACUUUACAUAAUCACCUAUUUUACACAAAGUUGAACGAGGCAUUCUGGAAGAAUAGCACGUACCCAAAGAAAUAUGAAGAAGCAGCUUUGAAGCCUGAGCAAAGGACCCUGGCAGCUCCAAUCCAAGUUGGCUUAACUCAGCAUCACUGAUCCAGAUCCAACACUCCUGGCUCCCUGGGUUUGCUACAGCUCUCUGAUCUUUAGAAUCUUCCUCAAUUCCAGCUAGAAUGCUGUGUCAGGCACUUCACAGAUUUGGUCACAAGCUGGUAAGCAGACGUCCACUGGAGAAAGAAGUAUAUGAGUUUGAAUUGGGCAGAAGUAUGAGCACUCAGGAUUUAGUGGCCCUGGGUGUGGGCCGCACAGUGGGUGUCGGUGUGUACUUCCUGGCUAAUGAGGUGGCCGGUAAUCAAGCCGGACCAUCCAUUGUGAUCUGCCUUUUGGUGGCUGGCCUAACUUCAUUGUUGGCUGGACUGUGCUAUGCAGAGUUUAGUGCCCGGGUUCCCCAUUCUGGCUCGGCAUAUCUCUACUCCUAUGUCACUGUAGGUGAAAUCUGGGCUUUUAUCACUGGCUGGAAUCUCAUCCUCUCCCUUGUUGCUGAUGCCUUCAUUGUGAUCCAGACCUGGACCUUAACCUUUGACAACCUGAUUGGGAACCAGAUCUCUGAAACCCUGCAAGAAAGCAUCUCACAGCAUAUUCCCCAAGUCUUUGCACACAAUCUAGGAUACUUUUUUGUGAUCUUUCUAUUGUUGUUCACGGAAUUUCAAUUUGUGGGGUUUCAUGGGUUCUUCAGAGUUUUUGAAGUGGUCACAUUGGUAAAACUUUUGGUUCUCAGUUUUGUCAUCAUUUCUGGCUUCAUGAAGGGGGACCUACACAACUGGAAACUCACAGAAGAGGACUACAUACAGGCUGGACUCAAUGACACCUCUCGCUUGGGCCCUCUGGGCUCUGGAGGAUUUGUCCCUUUUGGCUUUGAGGGGAUUCUCCGUGGAUCAGCUACCUGUUUCUAUGCUUUUAUAGGUUUCAGCAUUAUUGUUACCAGAGUCAAAGAAUCACACAAUCCCCAGCAUUCUAUCCCUAUGGGCAUUGUGGUUUCACUGCUCAUCUGUGUUUUGGUAUAUUUUGGUGUCUCUGUGGCACUUACACUGAUGGUUCCUUACUACCAGCUUCAACCUGGGAGUACCUUGCCUGUGGCAUUUCUCCAUAUUGGCUGGGCCCCUGCCUACUAUGUUGUAACUUUUGCAAUAUUCUUUAGUAUUCUUGUCAACACCUAUUGGAGCUUUAUGUUCCCCAUACGUUGGGUGAUAUGCAUGAUGGCAGAGGACGGCCUCCUGUUCCCUGUCCUUGCUAGGAUGGAAACUGGCACAUACAUCUCCAUUGUGUCCACUGUGAUCUUUAUCAUUAUUUUAGCAAUCAUGGUAUUCUUCUUUGGACUCACUGAUCUCCUGGACCUGAGGUCAGUUGGGACCCUGAUAUCUUAUUCCCUGGUAGCUUUUUGUGUUCUCAUCAUCAGGUAUCAGCCUGAGAGGAAGAAAGAGGAAAAUGAAGAAGAGCUGCAGGAAGAGAAUGGGGGAAAAGAACCAGAAGUACAGGAGGAGACUGCACCUGCAGCAGAGAAGCUGACUCUAAGGAGACUAUUUUUUCCAGGCAGCCCCACCCCAACUCCACUCUCCGGCCUGAUUGUCUAUGUUUGCUCCUUACUGCUUGCUCUGCUGCUGAUUCUCCUCUGCCUGGUGCUGGCCCACUGGCCAGGUCUGUUUUCUGGAGACCCAGUGCCUAUCACAGUAGUUGUGCUGCUCCUGGUGGUCAUCACUGGGAUCACUGGGGUCAUCUGGAGACAGCCACAAAGCUGCACUCCCCUGCCCUUUAAGAUCCCAGCUGUGCCUCUUCUCCCACUCCUGAGCAUCUUUUUGAAUGUUUGCCUUAUGAUGCAGAUGUCAGCUACCACCUGGGCUCGGCUUGGUGUCUGGAUGCUGAUUGGGUUUACUAUCUACUUCAGCUAUGGCAUCCUGCAAAGCCUGUUCUCUUAACCCCACUUAAGUGCCCACACUCUAGAACUUGAAUUCAGCAGUGCCAGUCCAUAUUUGAUUUGACAUCAUCACACAUGAAGCAGUCUGGUUCUGCUGCACAAUAAUGGGGAGUACUCCUGAGCACAGGGAAAUCUAGGACUCCUAUGAGAUAUUGGUGGGGGAGCACUAAUUGAGUUUGUACUUAGAGUGGAAUAAAGGAUGCACCUUUGCUCCCCCCCCAC
This is a messenger RNA of Lutra lutra (Eurasian river otter), 2491 nucleotides long. RefSeq names its product cationic amino acid transporter 3-like. The transcript is spliced from 4 exons. Gene Ontology annotation, cellular component: plasma membrane. NCBI's taxonomy places the organism in Eukaryota, Metazoa, Chordata, Mammalia, Carnivora, Mustelidae. Gene Ontology annotation, biological process: amino acid transport; transmembrane transport. The coding region runs from base 471 to 2270 and encodes 599 amino acids. Gene Ontology annotation, molecular function: amino acid transmembrane transporter activity. The record is from RefSeq and is a predicted model, not a curated record.